Scophthalmus maximus (turbot) is the source of this 6392-nucleotide messenger RNA. RefSeq names its product 1-phosphatidylinositol 4,5-bisphosphate phosphodiesterase gamma-1-like. Gene Ontology annotation, biological process: phosphatidylinositol-mediated signaling; phospholipid catabolic process; positive regulation of epithelial cell migration. NCBI's taxonomy places the organism in Eukaryota, Metazoa, Chordata, Actinopteri, Pleuronectiformes, Scophthalmidae. Gene Ontology annotation, molecular function: protein binding; phosphatidylinositol-4,5-bisphosphate phospholipase C activity; calcium ion binding. The transcript is spliced from 32 exons. The coding region runs from base 734 to 4675 and encodes 1313 amino acids. The record is from RefSeq and is a predicted model, not a curated record.
GGACCAGGACCGGGACCGGGACGCGCAGGCACCGACGCACAGAUCCGUUGGCCGAGGAGCAGCGAGGGGAGCGCGGGUCGGUGAACGCGCCACGACAUCAACACAACGACCAGCAGUGUCGUCAUCCUCCACCCAGCUGAGGAGGAUGUGUCCCGUCGGCGGAGCGCGGAGCUCGGAGCGCGGGGGGAGGAGGAGAGUGUGACCGGGGCCGGAGUGGUUCGGCGCUCGGUCCGCUGCGCGCGCGUCUCUCCGUCUCCGCGCAGCCGACCGGCCGGCGCGCGUCCUCCUGCGCACCCACCUGCGGGGAGUGUGCGUCCGAGGCGUCGUCGCACCGCGGGAGCGGUCGGUCCUCCUUCCCUCCGCCGCCGCGGACCUCAGGGACCGGGAGGAGGACACGUGGAGGCCGGAGACCCGAGCGAGGUCCAGCGGUGAUGAGAACAACUCUCCCCCGGGUGGAUUUCGAGUGGGUUCGCUGCCAGGACGCAUCUGGAAAGGAUAACACGGAGAUCCACUCCCCCCUCGGAGGAGCAGGGGAGAAUUCACAUCUCAGACAUUGCAGGGUUUCUGUGGCUGCUGCCUGCUGGUCUGUCUUCUUCUUCUCUUCUUCUUCAUCACAGUGGCUCUUUAAAGAGCCUCUCCUGAGUGGCACGGUUCGGGUCCACGACCAGAUUGGAUUAAUCCUCCGCAGAUCAUUCGAUCCUUCAGGGUUUCUCCUCGCAGCUAUGCAGUGAGGAUGUGUGCGGCCAGGUUCAACGGCUGUGCCGAGGAGGCCGCCUCUGCCGGGGCCUCCUCCCCGUCAGGGGCCGCCACCGGCCCGGUCGUGGCCUCCAGGAUGAUGGACUGGACGGAGGCCGGCCCCCGCAUCCUCCGCAGCCUGGAGACGGGCACGGUGAUGACGGUCUUCUACGGGAAGAAGUCGCAGCGGCCCGAGAGGAGGACGUUCCAGAUCCGACAGGGCACGCGGCAGAUAGUGUGGAGCCGGAACCCCGACAAGGUGGAAGGAGACAUCGACAUACGGGAGAUCCGGGAGCUGCGGCUGGGGAAGGGCUCCCGUGAUUUCGAGCGCUACCCGGAGGAGGCCCGUAAACUGGACUCCGCCCACUGCUUCAUCGUGCUCUACGGCCUGGAGUUCCGCCUGCGGACGCUCAGCGUGGCUGCCUUCAGCGAGGAGGAGGUCAACAUGUGGGUCACGGGUCUCAACUGGCUGAUGGUCGACACCCAGAGAGCGCCGGCACCGCAGCAGAUCGACAGGUGGCUGAGGAAACAGUUCGAGGUCAUGGACCGGAGCCACGAUGGCAGCAUCACGGUGAAGGACGUGAAGGCUCUGCUGCCUCAGAUCAACUACAGAGUUCCCAACAUGCGUUUCCUCAAGGACAAGCUGCAGGAAGUGGAGGCGCGGAGCGACCUGUCCUACCCCAACUUCGCACAGCUCUACAGAACGCUGAUGUUUGACGCACAGAGGAGCAUUAUUGAGCAGCUGGAGCUCUCCUUCCCUCUGCGGAACGUGGACCGGCCGGAGCUCUGUCAGAUCUCCCUCUACGACUUCCAGAAGUUCCUACAGAUGGACCAGAAGGAGUCGUGGGCGUCCGAGCUGAGCCGCGUCCGAGAGUUUCUCAUGGCGUACACGAGGGGGGGGCCGCAGCCGGAGCCCAUGCUGCAACUGGACGAGUUCCUGACCUUCCUGUUCUCCAAAGAGAACUCGGUGUGCGACCCUCGACCUUCGCCCGUCGCCCACGACGACAUGAAGAGGCCGUUGUCUCAGUACUGGAUCUCGUCCUCGCACAACACCUACCUGACGGGCGACCAGUUCUCCAGUGAAUCCUCUCUGGAGGCCUACGCCCGCUGUCUGAGGAUGGGCUGCCGCUGCAUCGAGCUGGACUGCUGGGACGGACCCGACGACCUGCCCAUCAUCUACCACGGCCACACGCUGACCUCCAAGAUCAAGUUCCUGGACGUGCUGCACACCAUCAAAGAGCACGCCUUCGUCGCCUCCGAGUUCCCUGUGAUCCUGUCCAUCGAGGACCACUGCAGCGUGGUGCAGCAGAGGAACAUGGCCACGCACUUCAGGAAGGUGUUCGGAGACCUGCUGCUCACCAAGCCGGUGGAAAACGGGGAGGAGCUUCCCUCGCCGCACCAGCUCCGCAGGAAGAUCCUCAUCAAGCACAAAAAGCUGGUGGAGGGAACCCUGUACGAGGAGGUGACGUCCGCCAGCUACUCCGAAAACGACAUCAGCAACUCGCUGAAGAACGGCAUCCUUUACCUCGAAGACCCCAUCGACCACACAUGGACUCGGCAUUACUUCGUCCUGACCAGCAAUAAGAUCUACUACUCGGAGGAGACGUCUCACUACCAGACGGCCGAGGAAGAGGAGGACGAAGAGGGACAAGAGGAGUGCACCAACAACGAGCAGCACUGCGCCGAGCGCUGGUUCCACGGGAAGCUCGGCGGCGGCCGCGACGGGCGGCAGGUGGCGGAGAAGCUGCUGCAGGAGUACUGCGGCGAGGGCGGGGCCAAAGACGGCACCUUCCUGGUCAGAGAGAGCGAGACGUUCAUCGGAGACUUCACCCUCUCCUUCUGGCGCUCCGGUCGCGUGCAGCACUGCAGGAUUCACUCCCGCCAGGAGUCCGGCGCCACCCGCUUCUACCUGACGGACAACCUGGUGUUCGACAGCCUCUACCGCCUCAUCGGCCACUACAGGGACACGCCGCUGCGCUGCAACGAGUUCGAGAUGCGGCUGGGCGGCCCCGUGCCGCAGCCCAACGCCCACGAGAGCCGAGAGUGGUACCACUCCGGGCUGUCCCGCGUUCAGGCCGAGCACAUGCUGAUGCGCGUCCCCAGAGACGGAGCGUUCCUGGUGCGGAAACGGAGCGAACACAACUCCUACGCCAUCUCCUUCAGGGCGGAGGGUAAGAUCAAGCACUGUCGCAUCCAGCAGGAGGGUCGCCUCUUCAUGCUCGGCAGCUCCGCGGAGUUCGAGAGUCUGGUGGAUCUGGUGAGCUACUACGAGAAGCACCCGCUGUACCGCAAGAUGAGGCUCCGCUACCCGAUCAACGAGGACACGCUGGACCGCAUGGGCACCGCGGAGCUUGACUACGGCGCGCUGUACGAAGUCCGCACGCCUCACUUCUACGUGGAGGCCAACAAGAUGCCCAGCGCCCGGUGUACGGUCAAAGCUCUGUACGACUACCGGGCCCAGAGAGAGGACGAGCUGUGUUUCCCCAAACAGGCGCUGAUCCUCGGCGUGGACAAGCAGGAGGGCGGCUGGUGGCGAGGAGACUACGGAGGGAAGAAGCAGCUGUGGUUCCCCGCGAACUACGUGGAGGAGGUUCCCAGUUCUCCGACCAGAGAACCGGACGAAGUGUCCACAGAGAACAGUCCUCUGGGAACGUUCCUCAAGGGCUUCAUCGACGUUCCCACCUGCCACGUCGUGGUUCAUAAAGACGGGAAGAACUCCCGUCCCUUCGUCUUCACCAUCCACUCGCAGCACGUCUCCUCUCACCCGGUGCAGACGCUGGACGUGGCAGCGGACAGUCUGGAGGAUCUGACCUGCUGGGCCGGCAGGAUCAGGGAGGCGGCGCAGAACGCUGACGCUCGGAUGCAGGAGGAGAAACAGAUGGAGCGGAGGAAGAAGAUCGCGGUGGAGCUGUCGGAGCUGGUGGUUUACUGCCGACCCGUCCCCUUCAACGAAGACAAGAUCGGGACGGAGCGGGCGUGUUACCGGGACAUGUCGUCCUUCCCAGAGACGAAGGCGGAGAAGUUUGCGACGCGCGGCAGAGGGAAGCGCUUCCUGCGCUACAACCGCCGCCAGCUGUCCCGCGUCUACCCCCGAGGACAGAGGCUGGACUCGUCCAACUACGACCCGCUGCCCAUGUGGCUCUGCGGCUCCCAGCUGGUCGCGCUCAACUUCCAGACCCCAGACAAACCCAUGCAGCUGAACCAGGCCUUGUUCCUGCUCGGCGGCGGCAGCGGCUUCGUGCCGCAGCCCGACGCCGCGAGGGACGACGCCUUCGACCCGUUCGACAAGGACACGCUGCGAGUGGAGCCGAUCACCGUCCAGCUGCAGGUGCUGGGCGCCCGUCACCUGCCCAAAAACGGCCGCAGCAUCGUGUGUCCCUUCGUGGAGGUGGAGAUCUGUGGAGCCGAUUACGACGCCUGCAAGUGCAAGACGGACGUCGUGGCUGAUAACGGCCUGAAUCCCGUGUGGGUGCAGAGGCAGUUUGUGUUCGACAUCCACAACUCCACCUUCUCCUUCCUGCGCUUCACCGUCUACGAGGAGGACAUGUUCAGUGACCCCAACUUCCUGGCACAGGCGACCUUCCCCGUCCGCCUGCUCCGUACAGGCUACAGGAGCGUUCCUCUGAAGAACAGCUACAGCGAGGAGCUGGAGUUGGCGUCGCUUCUCGUCCACAUCGAGAUCGUCAACGCGAAGGAGGAAGACGACGAGAACUUGUACUCGUCCAUCCAGCUGCUGCGGGAUCGAACCAGCGAGCUGUCGAACCAGGUGUCCCUCCUGGAGCGGUCGGGCUCGUCCGACGUGGGCUACCAGCAGAGUGUGGAGGAGCUGCGGGCGGCUCAGGAUCAGCUGAGCGAGCUGGUGGAGGCGCGGAACCGCAGGCUGAUGGAGAAGAAGCGCAGGGAGAAGCUGAGGCAGCAGGUGGCAGCAAAGCGCAGUUGAUGCGCCCGUCCACCAGGGAGCGCUGCACUCACGCUCUACGGCAGCGAACUGCACACCGCACCUAACUGGAGGAUAAAAGAAAACGUGUUCCUUCACAAUGACGUGUUAGAUACCUUUUUUUAAAAGCAGCAAAGCUGCUGCUGACAAACAGAAUCAUCUCAUGGACUCAUUUUUUUCACCCAAAAACUUGAAAUAUGAAAUUAAUCAGACUAUUGGGAAAAUCAGGAUGAAAAAGGGAAAAGAAAACUCAGGUGACACUUAAGAGAGAGGGAAGAAAAGAAUCCUCUCUAAUAUCUGGAUGGAAAAAGGAUGUGAGCGUCAGGAAUGUGCCUUCUGACGACUCUUCUCUGUAACUGGAACAGUUUUUACUGGAAAACUGCAAACAAACCGGAGGAGGAAUCCGCUCGUCUGUCUCGGAACCAGUGCUCAUGAAAUGGCUUUAAAGGGAUUUCAAAGGCCGAUGACAUGAACCGUGAACCUUCCUCCUCGUGCACAAACUGGAGUGUGAACUGCGUCGAACAAAAACCUCGCCGAACACCAGAAGGUCUUGUUUGUUAACACUCCAUCGAAAGGGCUCGAAACUUUAUCUUAUGUUUCCUUCAAAGAGGCUCAGGAACAGCGAGCGAGGGGACGAGACGUCACCUGGACGUCACCUGGACGUCACCUGGACGUCACCUGGACGUCACCUGGAUGUCACCUGGAUGUCACCUGGACGUCACCUGGACGUCACCUGGACGUCACCUGGAUGUCACCUGGAUGUCACCUGCGCUGACGGACGGAGGUGUGUUCACGUGGUCCGGAGAACACGCGGCAAACGCAAAGGGCCACGACGGAACACGACGCUCCCUCUGCCUCUUUUCACACGCCCGCUCAAAUUUAGACGUCUGAACCUCACGAGCAGGACCAGCUGCUGCCGCCGCCGCCGCCGCCAUCGUGCCGCUGAUCAACGACUGUGGUUCAACCUGGUCCUGGAUCUGACAGGUCCAUUCGACCCACUGCAUGUUGGCUUCACAUUCCUCGGAUCUCGGAGUCGGAGGGGCGCUCCAGUUGCAGAUUUCUGACUUGGAGGUCGUAAUUCCAAGUUCUGAGAUUAUACUGUAACGGUAAAUCCGAGUUCGGAGCUCCGAGUUCCGAGGUAUAAUGGAACGCAGGGUAAUGCCAUUCCAAGUCGGAAGUCAAUAAUUCCGUGUCGGUUCGUCCGAUCUCACCCUGCGUUCCAUUAUACCUCGGAACGCAGGUUCACCGCUAUAAUCUCAGAACUCGAAAAUCUAAGACCUCUGUGUUGGAAAUUGCAACUGUACAGAAGAGUAUUAGGGCCAGGCAUGAGGAAAAACAUUUAGUUUAACAUUUCGAGAAUAAAGUCGAAAUGUCGAGAUUAAAGUUGAAAUGUUCCUAAACGUCUGUGUUGUGGCACCAGUUCAGCUUUCACACAUCCACGUUAACCAACGUUAGCGAAGCUACGUUAGCGAAGAUGACAGAACAUACUAGAAGAAAACAAUAAUGGACUUCAGAUUGAAGAUGCUGUAACUUUAUGUAGAAAUUAAUAUUGUGUUCUGGGAGCUCCCUCCCUCUUCUAUGCAGAGCUCCGCUCGGCCUGUAGCCGACGUGUGUUGAGCAAUUUGACUCAAGUUGUGUUUUCUAUCCGUUUCCGUCUUUGCCAACUGUCCAGAAUUAUUACUCUGCUUCCAGUUUCCAUUUAAUAAAGCUCUUUCAUGUA